Messenger RNA from Sphenostylis stenocarpa, 1869 nucleotides. The record is from the annotation of a GenBank genome assembly. NCBI's taxonomy places the organism in Eukaryota, Viridiplantae, Streptophyta, Magnoliopsida, Fabales, Fabaceae.
AUGGCAGUAGAGCAGGGCAGAGCAGCUUUGAGGUACAACACAUACUUCGUGGCAUUGCAAUUUGUAGUCGUGGUUGGGGCAGCAGUAUUUGCUAGAACAGUUAUCUGCAAGAAUUUGGAUGUGGCUUCAAGGGUUGCUCGUACUGAUGGUCUGGACUGCAUAACACUGGAUGAGUUUUUCCCUUACAAAUGGAAUGGACUUAUGACAGGGGAUCAAGUAAGCAAGAAAGGUAGUAUGACUGGAGGAUUUUAUGAUCACCGUCGAUCGAGAUUGAGGUUUAUGAAUAUCAUUAAGCAGAAUGCAGACACCAUUCACAGUAGAGAGGAGGAAUUGGAGAAAAUAGACCAAAAGAUUAGUGAACUUGUUGCUGAGCAGCAGAAGAUUGAUGCCAAACGUGCUCAUGACAAAUCUGAGAUAGAACAGCUUAAGCAGGAUAUUGCUAAUGCUAAUAAGCAGAAGCAGUUGAUUUCUAAAGCACUUACAAAAAAGGAGAAAUCUGUUGGGGAUGUCCAGAAUCAGAUUGAACAACUUAAGGCUAGUAUCGCAAUGAAAAAUGCUGAGAUGGGCACUGAGCUAAUUGAUCAUUUAACACCAGAGGAAAAAAAACUCCUGUCAGAUUUGAACCCUGAAAUCAAAGACCUCAAAGAGAAGCUUGUUGCAUGCAAGACUGAUCGAAUUGAGACUGAAGCUCGGAAAGCAGAACUAGAUACCAAUCUGACUACUAACCUUAGGAGAAGGAAACAAGAGUUGGAGGCUGUAAUAACAUCUGUUGAUUCUGACUCUCUGGUUGGUGAGGCUGAAUCAAAGGGGCAGGAACUUAGUGAUGCUAAAAUAUUGGUUGAUGACUUAACAGAAAAUGUUAGAAGAGUUGCUGAAAGUAUAAAUGAUCGAACGAGGCAAAUUAAAAAGAUCAAAGAUGAAUUGAAUAAAUUGAAGUCUUUGGAGGACGAAUAUGAAAGGAAACUUCAGGAAGAAGCAAAAGAAUUAGAGCAAUUGCUGAGUAAAAAAAAUACAUAUGCUGCUAAAGAAGAGGAAUAUGCCAAGAAAAUAAGGGAACUGGGACCAUUGACAUCAGAUGCAUUUGAGGCGUAUAAACGAAGGAAUAUAAAAGAUUUGCAUAAAAUGCUGCACAGAUGCAAUGACCAAUUGCAGCAGUUCAGUCAUGUAAACAAGAAAGCACUAGACCAGUAUAUAAAUUUUACAGAACAACGAGAAGAACUUCAGAAAAGACAGGCUGAACUUGAUGCAGGAGAUGAGAAAAUUAGGGAGCUGAUAUCAGUGCUAGAUCAGCGGAAGGAUGAAUCAAUAGAACGCACUUUCAAAGGUGUUGCUAGGCAUUUUCGGGAAGUAUUUUCUGAACUUGUGCAGGGUGGCCAUGGUCAUCUGGUUAUGAUGAAGAAGAAGGAUGGUGAUCAUGAUGAUGACGAAGAUGAGGAUGGUCCCCGGGAAGCAAAUCCAGAGGGGAGAGUAGAAAAGUACAUUGGAGUGAAAGUGAAGGCAAGUGUCUCAUUUACUGGACAAGGGGAAACACAGUCCAUGAAACAGUUGUCCGGGGGUCAGAAAACUGUUGUUGCCCUUACGCUUAUCUUUGCCAUACAGCGAUGUGAUCCUGCGCCCUUUUAUCUAUUUGAUGAGAUUGAUGCAGCUCUGGAUCCACAGUACAGAACGGCUGUUGGAAAUAUGAUUCGUCGCUUGGCUGACAUAGCAAACACUCAAUUUAUUACAACAACUUUCCGCCCAGAGCUAGUGAAAGUUGCUGACAAGAUAUAUGGAGUAACACAUAAAAACAGGGUCAGUCGUGUUAAUGUUGUAUCCAAGGAAGAUGCAUUGGAAUUUAUUGAGCAUGACCAGACGCACAAUGCUGAAUAA